AGUUCACAGUAUCAGCAGGGCAGUCAAAGCACACUUUUUUCUCUCUCUCUUUUUUUUUUUCCCAUCUCAUCCUUAUUCUUUUUGUUAUGAUCUCUAAAAAGUUGGUGAGUUAGGGAGUGAGGAUCUAUUUGAGUAAAUCCAGCAUGUUUCUCAGUCACCACCCAUCAACCUAAUUGGCAUAGGCGGGGCUGUGCUGUCUGCAACACAGCCAGCUCCUCCAGCUGUGCCAUCCAUCAUACUCAGGCACCCUGGAGCGCACAUGCUCUGCUUCCGGUUGAUUUUAAGUUCCCGAUUCCUGAGCAGGCCUUGGGGAGGCAGUCCCAAGGAGUCAGAGUUGUUUGCUGUCGCAUAUCAGACUCCGGUCUGGGUGACUUGGCUGGUCACAGCACAGUGCUCCUGGGCCCAGGGGCUGUGAUCUCCUGUCAUUUGGUUGCCAUUUUCCUGUGAAGAGGGUAGAGAAUAUGCACCCAGUCAGGAAAACAACUCACGAGGCAAAAAAGUACAUCUCGUGGAUGGAGCAGGGCGAAGUGGUUACAAGUACAGACUCUGGAGCCAGACUGCCUGGGUUUGAAUUGUGCGGUUUCAGCCAUUACCACAUUGAGUGACACACAUUUGACAGGGCUUGAGAAAGUCGUCAAAGGCAGAAGCCAGUGGGAAUCAGCUCUUUGUGCUUGUGGACCCUGCACUGCUCUCUGAUUUCUGCCUGGCAGAUUAACCAACGGCAAGAGAGGCUGAUCUGUCUACAUUCUGAGUACUGCCCUUGGCAAGACACCUAGAACAGACCCUGGACCCAAGUCUACCGUACUACCAUACCCCUACUCCAGCCCACCCCAGACAGUAUUCUGGGGUUCACCUGAGGUCAGCAGUGUGAAGAUGACCAGUGCCUUUUUAGCAUGACGACUUUGGACCAUGUGAUUGCCACCCACCAGUCAGAAUGGGUCUCCUUCAAUGAAGAGCCACCCUUUCCUGCCCACUCGCAGGGGGGCACGGAAGAGCACCUCCCAGGACUGUCAUCUUCCCCAGACCAGUCCGAGAGCUCCUCCGGGGAGAACCAUGUGGUGGAUGGAGGCUCUCAAGACCAUUCCCACUCGGAGCAGGAUGACUCCUCUGAAAAGAUGGGCCUCAUCUCUGAAGCAGCUUCCCCACCUGGGAGCCCUGAGCAGCCCCCACCUGACCUGGCCUCGGCCAUCAGCAACUGGGUUCAGUUUGAAGAUGACACACCCUGGGCCAGCACAUCUCCACCUCAUCAGGAAACAGCUGAGACAGCCCUACCAUUGACCAUGCCCUGCUGGACAUGCCCUUCCUUUGACUCCCUGGGGAGAUGCCCUCUGACUUCUGAGAGCAGCUGGACCACCCAUUCUGAAGACACCAGCAGUCCUAGCUUUGGAUGUUCGUAUACAGAUCUGCAGCUCAUCAAUGCUGAGGAGCAGACGAGUGGCCAGGCUUCUGGGGCUGACUCAACUGACAAGAGGACGGAGUGGCAGACAGGCAGGCAGACGGCAGUGAGUCCUGUUCAAGCAUGCUCGGAGCAUACCUCCACCCGCACCCACCGCCUGGACCCCUCGCCACCCUCACCCCAGCCCAAGAGGAGCCAGAACCCCGGCGAGGGUCCGGAGGGGGCCUCUGCUCCCAAUGACAAUUCCUCCUCGCUUCAAGAAGAUGAAGAAGUAGAGAUGGAGGCCAUCAGCUGGCAGGCCAGCAGUCCAGCCAUGAAUGGGCACCCUGCCCCUCCAGUGACCUCUGCUCGUUUUCCCAGCUGGGUCACCUUUGAUGACAAUGAAGUCAGCUGCCCUUUACCACCAGUCACCUCUCCUCUGAAGCCAAAUACACCACCAAGUGCAUCUGUGAUCCCAGAUGUACCUUAUAAUUCAAUGGGAUCAUUUAAGAAGAGGGACCGUCCCAAGAGCACUUUGAUGAACUUCUCCAAAGUUCAGAAGCUGGAUAUUUCCUCUUUAAACCGCACGCCUUCUGUAACUGAGGCUUCACCUUGGAGGGCAACCAACCCUUUCCUGAAUGAGACUCUGCAGGAUGUACAGCCCUCCCCUAUCAACCCUUUCAGUGCUUUCUUUGAGGAGCAGGAGAGGCGCUCCCAAAACAGUUCCAUUUCCAGUACCACGGGCAAAAGCCAAAGAGAUUCCCUCAUUGUCAUCUACCAGGAUGCCAUCAGUUUUGAUGAUUCAAGCAAAACCCAGUCACACUCUGAUGCUGUUGAAAAACUCAAACAACUCCAAAUUGAUGACCCUGAUCACUUUGGCAGUGCAACUCUACCUGAUGAUGACCCAGUAGCCUGGAUUGAACUAGAUGCUCACCCGCCUGGAUCAGCACGGUCCCAGCCUCGUGACGGGUGGCCAAUGAUGUUGAGGAUCCCUGAGAAGAAAAACAUCAUGUCCUCCAGGCACUGGGGACCGAUCUUCGUCAAACUGACAGACACUGGUUACCUGCAGCUGUAUUAUGAGCAGGGCCUAGAAAAACCAUUCCGUGAGUUCAAGCUGGAGAUCUGUCAUGAGAUUUCAGAACCCCGGCUUCAAAACUAUGAUGAGAAUGGCAGAAUCCACAGCUUGCGGAUAGACCGUGUCACCUAUAAAGAGAAGAAGAAAUACCAGCCCAAACCUGCUGUGGCCCACACAGCAGAGAGGGAACAGGUGAUUAAGCUGGGCACCACCAAUUACGAUGACUUCCUGAGUUUCAUCCAUGCAGUUCAGGACCGUCUCAUGGAUCUGCCAGUGUUGUCAAUGGACUUGAGCACAGUUGGCCUCAACUACCUUGAAGAGGAGAUUACAGUGGAUGUCAGAGAUGAAUUCUCUGGCAUUGUGAGCAAAGGAGACAACCAGAUUCUCCAGCACCAUGUCUUGACACGGAUCCACAUCCUGAGUUUCCUGUCUGGGCUCGCAGAGUGCCGCCUGGGCCUCAAUGACAUCCUCGUCAAAGGGAAUGAAAUAGUUUUGAGGCAGGACAUCAUGCCCACCACCACCACAAAGUGGAUCAAGCUCCAUGAGUGCCGUUUCCAUGGGUGUGUGGAUGAGGAUGUUUUCCACAACUCACGGGUCAUUCUGUUCAACCCUUUGGAUGCGUGCCGGUUUGAGCUAAUGCGGUUCAGGACAGUGUUUGCUGAGAAGACCUUGCCUUUCACACUCAGGACGGCCACAAGUGUCAAUGGGGCAGAGGUGGAGGUGCAGAGCUGGCUGAGGAUGUCAACUGGCUUCUCCGCCAAUCGUGACCCCCUCACUCAGGUUCCCUGUGAGAAUGUGAUGAUCCGUUACCCUGUGCCCAGUGAGUGGGUGAAAAACUUCCGCAGGGAAAGUGUCCUGGGGGAAAAGUCUUUGAAAGCCAAAGUGAACCGGGGGGCAAGUUUUGGCUCCACUAGUGUUUCUGGCUCUGAGCCUGUCAUGAGAGUAACUCUGGGAACUGCCAAGUACGAGCAUGCCUUCAACUCCAUUGUGUGGAGGAUAAACCGACUGCCGGACAAAAACUCAGCUUCCGGUCACCCACACUGUUUCUUUUGCCACCUUGAACUCGGCUCUGACCGGGAAGUGCCUUCCAGAUUUGCCAAUCACGUGAAUGUCGAGUUCAGCAUGCCCACAACUUCUGCCUCCAAAGCCAGCGUGAGAUCUAUCUCUGUAGAAGACAAGACUGACGUCAGGAAGUGGGUCAAUUAUUCUGCACACUACAGCUACCAGGUGGAAAUUGAGCAAAAAAAGAGUUUGAAGCCGGACUUUGAAGGAGAUGAAAUGGAAAAUCCCAAGGAGUGUGGAGUGCAGUGACAAAGCCUUGCGGCAAGGAAUCCUGAUCCCAGAGUCAUGAUAGGGUGUCUUCCUGAGUCAUGAUAGGGUGUCUUCCUGAGUAGCUGAAGUUGCAGUCAAUACCUGCUGUGGCCACUGCAUGUUGGGAACAGUAUACCAGAUCUUCCUGUUUGCAGUUACUUGUAUUUUACCAGGAAACCCUGAGAAUGGUGGCUUUUGGAGAGGCUCUUUGAUUCUGGUCAUGCCUAAAGCACGAGGUUCACCUGACUGUUGGAGCUUACUGUAUAAUUAAGCCUCCUUGUCUUGUCUCUGCUUAUCUCACAGCACUGGUAUGUGGUUUGUUGUGACUGUUACAGUCAGGAAAAGAACCUCCCACAUCAGUGUUAGCACGAUUGCCUUCUGAUGUUCAUCUGUCACUCGCAUAACUUUCUGGCAAAGGCAGUCUUGAGAAGUUAAUUAAGAAUCCAUCUCUUUCACUCUGUCUAGAAAAGGUUCAGAAAAGGUGCAAAACAAAUUUCCUCUUUGGGUCUUACUAGACCUUUUUGAGGUGUCUCCAUUCUUUAACUGUUAAGCUUUCAAGACAUUUCCCUCCUGGCUCUAGAUCGUUUAGAUUGGAACACUUUUUCCAUCUCUCUAAGGUUUCAGUCACAGGAUUUGCUAUCCUGAGUCACAAUAGACAAUGGAAAAAGGCACAAUAGGAGACUUUUUAAUUUUGUGAAUGGACCCACAUUCUGCAAAAUGGGUGUUGAGGGGAAGGCAAAAUUAAUCUUAGUUUUCUUCAUUUUGGAGAAAAGAGACAUUAAAUAUAAGAUGAUGUUCAGUUCAAGAGGUAGAUUCAAUCUCAGUGAAUUCCCAAAUUCACACUGAAAAAUACAGUCCACUUCUGAUUCCUGAAACAAAUAUACAUAAUACCUGAGGCAUUUGUAAGGGGCAUUUGGGAGUUCUUUUUAUACCUCAUGACCAAUAGACAGUUGCAUGUCCCUUUAACCCAACUUUAUAGGAAAUUUAAGCUGCAAAGAUAAUUUUUAAAGCUGUUUUAAAAUUAAGCUUGAAUGAGCUUUCCCCCAAAAUUCAGAGUUUGAUAAUCACAGUAUUGGAUUGGAUUGAAAAGGCAUCUCUAGGGUAGAGACGUGGAAAAGCCAUAUUUUUCUAAUGUUGGGAACAUUAUAUUCUGAUUCCAAGAGUCAGAACGCUCACUCCAUCUUCUUUUUCUUCAUCUGUUUCUGGGACAAUUAAUCUUCUUUUCCUUCAUCCGUUCCUACUCACCUCUGCUUCUUAUUUGUAUCUUAGUGUUUUCUCCCAUGAAGAAUACAAGUCGGGGGACAGAAAGCACACUUCAUUGGAUUUGUAGAUGAUGCAGAAAUGAAAAAUAUCUCCAGUUUUUGGCUGAUGGAUUCAAGAUUAAUGUAUUCAAUGAACAAUCAUUGGAGUCUAAAUGUGUAUUGACACUGGGAUAUAGAAAUAGUUACAGUAUUUUGAAAUAUCUGAACUAAGACUGAAAGUAAAAUGAUGAUUGAAUAGGCAUUAAUGAGAAACCCUAUAUUCUGGGUUUUUAAAAUGCAACCCUCUAAGUACAGAGUGGAGUGUGUGUUUGUGGAUGUGUGUGUUUGUGUGUGUUUAUGUGUGUGGUGUUGAUGGGAACGGUGUUAGGAAGACCUGGUUUCACGGUAGUUUAUAGAGAAAUAUUUCCUUACAGAAAUGGAGGUUCAAUGUUGAAUCAGAAAUAUAUCAUGGCUAUUCACAAAGCUAAUGUAGUCAGCUGGUGUUAAUAAAAGCCUUACAUGCUUUUAUUAACCCUCCAUCUAGUCCAUAUCUAAAUGGAGGGUUGAGUUCAAUUAUGGGUAUCAUAUUUUAAGAGAGACAUUAAUAAGUUGAUUGUGUCCAUAGGGAGGUGACCAGGGUUGUAAAGGGUCUGAUGAUGCAAGAACAAGGGAGUAGCUUCCCUGAAGGAACAGAAGGUAUAGCUGGAAAGGGAGUGCAGACAAGGAGGGAAUGAUACAAUAGCUGCCUAGAAAUUUCUAUUGAGCUAUGAAAAGGAAGAGGAAUUAGAUUUAUUCUGUGUAGCUUCAAAGGGCAAAAAUAAGAACAAAGAGGAACUUUACAGGUGACAAAUGUUUGCUUCAAUAUAAGGAAGAAUUGUCUAAUAAGAGUUGUUCUAAAGAGGAAUAGACUCAAGUUAGUAAGAUUUCCUGUUCCUGUGAAUGCCCAACAGUUAAAAUAACCACCUAUCCCACGUGCUGUGAAAGGGAAUCUUACAUUGGAUUUGGUCUAUAUGUCUACCAAGAUUCCUUCUAAAUAUAGGUUUAGUCUCAAUAGUAAUAAGACUCUCUAACUUCAUUUGUCUUUUUCUUCAUAAGUGGUUUUUCAUGCUCUUUGAAAUACAGUGGAGUUCCUUUGAGGUUUUUGUCAAGGAAUUUCAACGCAUAUCUCUUCCCCUGUUGUACUGAAGGCUUUUGAGAUUAAUUCCUCAUAGAACAUCUAAAUGGAUUGGAGAGUUGGCAAGGGAAAUGAAGCUCAUCCCAGCACCUUCCUUAGUCACUCACGCUUAGCACUCUGUCAAGAUCUCUGCCUCAUCUGCUAGCAUAACAUGUGGAUUGCUUGUUGGAGCUUAUUUCCCCGCCCCCCAUGGUAAAUUCUCAUUUCCUGUGUACAUGCACCUGGACUUUUUUGUUUUUUUUACCAAGAGUUGGGAAAAAUCCCUUCUAUGCUAUCUAUAUUCUGCAAACAAAUUAUUAUUAUUAUUAUUAUUGAGACAGAGUAUUAUUAUUAUUAUUAUUAUUAUUAUUACUGAGACAAAGUUUCGCUCUUGUCGCCCAGGCUGGAGUGCAAUGGCGUGAUCUCGGCUCAUUGCAACCUCUGCCUCCCAAAUCUCCUGCCUCAGCCUCCUGAGUAGCUGGGAUUACAGGCGCCUGCCACCAUGCACCACUAAUUUAUGUAUUUUUAGUAGAGAUGGGGUUUCACCAUGUUGGCCAGGCUGGUCUCGAAUGUCUGACCUCAGGUGAUAAGCCUGCCUCAGUCUCCCAAAGCUCUGGGAUUACAGGCGUGAGCCACCAUGCUGGACCCACAAAUUAUUAUUAAUUUUUAAAAACCUAACAUCUUAAUUUCAUCAAAUUUGUUUUCCCUCUACUGUUUUUAGGAAACUGAUUAUGGGUAGCAUUUAGGGGUUUGGGGAUAAUAAUACUAUAUAUUUUUAGACGUAAUGAGUGUUUUACUAGGUUUAAAUAACUUCUAAAGAAAAUACAAGUGGGCAAAUUAGCUAUGUAAUAACCUACAUAGAAAACAGUUGGGCAAAUUACCUGUGGAUAUGCAGAUUCUACUUUUGCAACCCUGGACCUGGACUUUUUAUUUUUUUUUUUUGUGGUCACAAAUAAUCUUUGUUAUCAAUAAUGUGAAAAUAUUAAAAAUGAAUUCAUUUUACCAGUACAUAGUAUUACUCUUAGAACAUAAAUUAGAUAUCACGUGGUAUCAAGAGCUGUGCUUUCUUUUGAGUCUAGGGCCUGCUUUUUGACUUUACAGCAAAAAGAUAAGAAAUGUACUCAUGACAUGUCAGACAAGACAAUGUGAGGCACUUUGUGGGGAGACCAUUAGAUGAUCCCCCUUGCCUGCUCUUGCAGACAUAGUACUAGUUAUUCCUUAUCAAAAGUUUGCAUUUCAUUCAUAUUAAAUAUUAUCUGGACAGUUUCAUUUUUUCUAUUUGGCUCUUCCCUUACUGUGCCUUCCUGCAUUAUUGGCAGGGUUCAUAAUCCUUGAGAACAUUGUUUGAUUUAAAAUAUUUUUUAUUUGAAAUGAGACUGAUUUCUAUUCAAAUCCAGUGGCUGGGAGUAAGAGUUUAUUUCCCUAGAAACUUAUGUUUCUGAUAAAUGGGAUCCAUGAAGGCAAGGACUAUAUAUAAUUUUUUGUGUUUCCAACACCUAGCACAAAGCUUGGAAUAUAAUAGGGUUCAGCCACCUUAAAUGCUUGCCAGGAGGGCAAACGUAUACUCAUGAAAUAAAGGAAAAUGAGUAUGUAUUCAAUAAAUGUUUGCUGAAAGAAUACUGACCCUGAGACUCGAAGGCUACUUAACCCUUACUUAUCAUCAAAUACUCAUAAUAAAGCCAGCAAGCAUGCUUUUAUUUCCUGAAGGACUUAAAUAAUUUUGCUUUCCUUUUACUCCUGCCUCCAGAGUCAAGUAAUAAAACCUGUCAGCAUUUAGGCACUUAAUAUGCUGCUGAAUUUGAACUACAAUGUACCUCAUUCACAUUGAAAAACAUUUUUGUGCCCCAAAGCAUAGUAGCAUAGAUGCUGUCCAUAGUCACGGUGAUUGAUUGCUUUGUUCCUGCAAGUCAAACAGAUCCAUGAGCCUGAGCCUUGCCCAUUUCAAUGGUCAGUAGGAAAAGAAAGCAUUUGAUAGAGUGCACAACCAGUCUUCAUGCAGUAGGUCUUUGUUCUUCCAGCACUAACCGCUGACCGUUACUUUGCAUUUAUUUUGUCACCACAGUAAGAUGGAGGUCUGAGAUAGUAAGGUCAAAAUUUGUGAGAUAAAGUCAUGAUUUCAGAGGUGAUAUAUAUUUCACCAUAAGUUUAGUGGUGGGAAAACAGAAUGAGCUGAAGUUUUUUCUUAAAAGCCUUGGGAAUAUUAAAUUGGUUUAAGUAGGAAGCACUACCAUCCAGCCUGCUUAUAGAAAUGCUCCCAGUUCGAGUGGUAACUUUAACUCUUCUAAAAAUGAGGAUUAUAUGUUAAUUCCAGCAUAUCUAGACCUUAGUCAGGGAGGUCCAAUCUUUUGGCUUCCCUGGGCCACAUAGGAAGAAGAAUUGUCUUGGGUCACACAUAAAAUACAGUAACAACAGCUGAUGAGCUUUAAAAACAUGGCCAAAAAAUAGCAUUUUCUUUUUUGUUUUUUUUUUUUUUUUUUUUUUUGAGACGGAGUCUCAGUCUGUCACCCAGGCUAGAGUGCAGUGGCACGACAUCGGCUCACUGCAACCUCCGCCUCCCGGGUUCAAGUGAUUCUCCUGCCUCAACCUCCCGAGUAGCUGGGACUACAGGCAUGUGCCACCACGCCUGACUAAUUUUUGUAUUUUUAGUAGAGAUGGGAUUUCAUUAUGUUGGCCAGCUGGUCUUGAACUUCUGAGCUCAGGUGAUCCACCCGCCUUAGCCUCCCAGAGUGCUAGGAUAACAGGCAUGAGCCGCCGCGCCUGGCCAAAAUAGCAUAAUGUUUUAAGAAAGUUUACGAAUUUGUCUUGGGCCACAUUCAAAACCAUCAUGGGCCAAGGGUUGGACAAGCUAGCCUUAGGUCAUGUCCAGAAUGCAAUUUAACAGGAAUUUCAAGCAAAACUAACAAAAAAUUAAAUCCACAAAAAAAUAUCAUUUGGUAAAUGCACUGUCUCACACACUUUACUACUAAGUCCCAUUCAAACCAUGACGACCCUUUACAUAAAAUUAGGGCAUUCUCACCAAGUUUCUAAAGAUGAUUUCUAAACAUUACCAAGGUCUAAGUGCUAAUUCCCCACAAACCAUUUCUUAUCUUGUUUAAAUGAGACUGGCUUUAGAUAUCAUGACUCAUAUUUAUGUGUUUAAGGAAUUAAACGUGAAGGAGAUGUAUAAGGCAACCACAAAUGUAGAAAACAAAUGUAUGUAUUAGUAAUAUUCUCCCAUGUAUUAACUAGAACAAGAAUGUGAGAUUUUUACAUUUCUUCUAGUGUGCCUUAGCAAAUCUGCUGGAAAGAGUCUAGUUGUUUUGAGAAUUGAAAAAAAAAUGUGUCUCUCAAUUUGUCAAUUCUAAGCCUGUAAAGGCAGAAACUAUCCACAGUAAUGAGUUUGGUAGUGCCUGGAGAGAGGCAAAUGAUCAUUGGAUGUAACAAAAGCUACAAGAGAAUAGACUAAAAAAAGAAUUUCAAUAUGAAAAAGUAAAAUCUAGAGAGAUGACAAAUCAGCAUUGGGUACCAAGCCUCAAAAUACUUGAACUAGAAGCCAUCUCUUAAAGUUAAAAGUAAGAAGCUCCAGGAAAAAUAAAGAUUGCAUAGUAAAAAGGGAUAGAUGGCAGGAUUAAUUCAACUCAACAAAUAUUUAUCAAAUGUCUACUCUGGUCAGGUGCUGUGUUAGCAGCCAGCUUCCCUAAAGGGAGGAAAGGCUAGACACGAGGACAUUGAGGAUUGUUUAUUUAAAGUCACUCAUAGGCAUGCCAUAAUGGAUUUAUUAAGGGGAAAUUGGGGUUUCUGUGAAUCUUUACAGGACAUAGCCAUGGAGACAAUCACUAUGUUAAGUAAGUUGCUGUUUUCCCAAUUGGGCUUCAGUUUCCUGAGACAAAAAAGUGAGGAAGUUGGAUUAAUUGUUUCUUCAAGUCCUUUCCAGCUCUAAAGUUGUGGGUUAUUUUACAAAAUAUCCAUUGGUGCCACCUUUCAGUGACUCUUCCUAUGUUUAUAAGAACCAAGAAAUUUAAAUUUUGAAGAUUGGAAAAAUCACCUGGUCCAUCUUUUUCCUUUUCACAUCUCUCUCUUUUUUUUUUUUUUUUUUAUCAUUUCCCCAGACAACAGAAACAGACAACCUUCCAAAUCCUCUAUAUUGCAGUUGCCUUCCACACACAGAUUUAAAAAGAGGAUCAAAGAGGGUGGUGAAGAUCAGGUGGAAUGCUUCUUUGGAAGUUCCACUGGCAUCAUCUAUCAGAACAAUGGUGUGAGCAUGAAGAGGCACAGACAGGUCUCCAAAAUAGAUGUUAGGAUUUGGGUGCUACCUGACACAGAAGUAGGUCUAACCCUCCAAGUACUGGGGAUGAUAGGAUAAUCAAUGAGGUAUAUAUAUAUUUGUCAUUUUGUAUAAAAUAUUGUGAAAAUUGAAGGAGGACACUCAGUAAACAUCCUGGGACUAUUUGUAAGUUAUGGCAAAACCAGAUGAGAGAAAAGGGACAGUCCCCUCUGUAUCCUCGUUGUCUCUUAGUAACAUCAAAUUGUAGUUAAAAAAAUUUUAAACUAUGUACAAGCUACAAAAUAGCAUCUCUUUCAUGGUAUGUUUGAGUGUGUAAUUUUAGUUUCUUUUCUGGUUGUAUUUGUGGUAGUCAGAUGUGUUGGAUUGAUUCCAACUGGACAGAGUAAGGAAUUCCAGCAUCCUCUUCCUGCUUGCUCGUGUUACCCCACAGAUCAAACCCUCAAUUCUAGUUGGGGAUGCUGUCUAGCCCCACACCAUGACUGAAGCCUUAAGCACUGUUGCGCCUCCAUGUGCUUUGGAUCAGCAACCCCAGUGGUAUUCUACCAGAGCAUUGUGGGAAAGCAGAUGUAUAGUCAGGUCCCAACAGCAAAUUGUUGGGUGUGAGAGUUCUAAAGUAUAGGGGUGAGGGAAGAGAAGGAUAUGAACUCCUCUGACCUUAAGCCAGCAUUCAUUUAACUUUUAUGUCUACUUAACAAGAGAACCUGGAGAAAACUACCGUAUUCAAGAGAUUAAUCAAAAUCAGUGUUUUAGCCAGGCGAUGACAGAGAAGCACCAUUCCUCACCCUCCAUUCUUGUAAUGUCUGUAAUAAAUUUCAGUGCGUCAGGAUGGAUGAACCCAAGAUCCAGUGAAUGAUUCAGCUGUUCCAAGCCUUACAUUUUCCAUCAUUCAUCAUCCAUUCUCAUUCAGUGUAACCUCUUGCACUAUUGUGGUUAAUUUUAUGUAAAACCAGUUUAUGUUUUUUUUUUUUUAAUAUGUGCCUAUGUAAUAAAGUCUACACACUGGCUAUCUCUGUAGAGGUGAGGUUUUGUUUUUAGUUGUUCUACUGAUUAUAUCCUUUUCUGAGCUAUGAAAAUGAAUUAUUAAUAAAAAAUUUUUGAACAAAA
Molecule: messenger RNA, 11523 nt
Organism: Homo sapiens (human)
Lineage: Eukaryota; Metazoa; Chordata; Mammalia; Primates; Hominidae
Gene: STON2
Product: stonin 2
Exons: 10
Coding region: 894-3761 (955 amino acids)
Biological process (GO): regulation of endocytosis; endocytosis
Cellular component (GO): membrane; synapse; cytoplasm
Source: RefSeq, a predicted model, not a curated record